AUGUAAUAAAAUAAAUUUGAUUAUUCUUUAUCAUUAUUUAAUUGUCAAAUUAAGAAAAAGAAACUCAUUGGCUUGUUUAAUCGAUACAUUUACUUAUUUGAAGACAAAUUGAUAAUUAACAAAGAUUCAAAAAAAGGAUACCCAAUGAAAAUCUACUCUUGGACUUAAAUUAAGAAGGUUAUAUGGAAAUAUAAAAAAUCAAAGAAAACUCCAAACACCACAACACUCAGAAACAUCAUUAUUGUCACAGAAAAAGAACAAAAGAAAUAUUAUGGAGAGUCUGAAACCUUAUUGGCUUUAAAAAGAAUCCUCGCAAAAUUUGUGUAUCAAGAGAGUAUCCAAGAUGAAUUCGAGCGUUUACAGACCCUCGGAUAAGGCAGCUAUUCACUUGUUGUUCAAUUAAGACAUUUACAUUCAAAUUUAUAAUUUGCUGCCAAAUGCAUUGAUAAAAAACAAUUAUCCAAUAUUGAAAAUGGAAUAAAGGCAGUUCAAAAUGAAAUUUACAUCAUGAGAAUACUGAGUCCACACACCCAAAUUGUUAAUCUCCAUGAAGUCUAUGAUGGUGAUAACAACAUAUAUUUGAUUAUGGAUUUCUGUUAAGGUGGAAGCCUUUUAACUGAAAUCAAGAAGAGACAGUGCAAAUUUGAUGAUUACGAGAUCCAACAAGUAUCACAAUAUUCUUAAUCUAGAUUAUGGAAAAUAUUCUAUCAGCCAUUGAAUAUAUUCAUAGUAAAGAUGUAAUGCAUAGAGAUUUAAAACCAGAGAAUAUUUUAUUUUCUAAUCCUAAUGAUUUUUCGACUCUCAAAAUUGCCGAUUUCGGCUUAGCUGCCAUCAGUAAACUCACUCCCUACUUAUUUCCUAAAUGUGGCACACCUGGAUUUGUAGCGCCUGAAAGUAUAAAAUAAUAAUAGAACAAGUUGCUAAUAUGAAUGAUAAAUCUAGGGGAUAUAGUAAAAAAUGUGAUAUUUUUAGUUGCGGAGCUAUAUUUCAUCUACUUCUAUUGGGAAAGGAAGUAUUUCAGGGUAAAGGUAACGCUGAAAUGCUUAAAUUGAAUAAAGAAUGCAAUAUCAAUCCUUCUGAUGAUUUAUAUAGCGCCUUACCUCCUUUAACCAAGGAUCUAUUGUAAAUACUUUAUUUUAUUUUCCAAGAUUUAAAAUGUUGGAAGUCAAUCCUGAAAACAGACUUGAUGCCUAUGAACUUUUGCACCAUCAAUACUUUAAAAUUUAUUAAUUUAACAAAUUAAGUGACUUAAAUGAACAGGAAAUUAUGAAAUAGUGA
Molecule: messenger RNA, 1278 nt
Organism: Paramecium octaurelia
Lineage: Eukaryota; Ciliophora; Oligohymenophorea; Peniculida; Parameciidae
Source: the annotation of a GenBank genome assembly